Messenger RNA from Phytophthora infestans T30-4, 3072 nucleotides. Its product is annotated as haustorium-specific membrane protein, putative. The transcript has a single exon. The coding region runs from base 1 to 3072 and encodes 1023 amino acids. NCBI's taxonomy places the organism in Eukaryota, Oomycota, Peronosporomycetes, Peronosporales, Peronosporaceae. The record is from RefSeq and is a predicted model, not a curated record.
AUGGUGCUCCGAGCGGUUCGGCUGAUCGUCCAGGCAUCUCUGCUCCUGCAAGUGCUCCAGUGUGGCGCCUCCGUAACUGGUGCUCAAGUAAAUGAAAACUUUGAGAACACUGAGCUUACCUCGAACGAUAAACUGGGAACAGUGGCUCCGGCCGACAUCCCGUCUUCACAAGACGAGAAUCUCAAGAAACAGGAAGAGCGUGGCUUCUUUGACUGGUUUGGCAAUGGCGACGACACGCCUGCCCCGGCUGCUGACGACAACUCCGGUAAAUAUGCGACUACGACACCGAUCCCUGGCACGGCUGCGCGGCCGUCUACGAGUAGUCUGAUGUCAAAGUAUGGUAGUAUGCUCGGUGACUUUACUAAAGACACGACGCCGGCCUCGGAAGCCGAUGAGCGCACAACGAGCGCACGUAGCGCUGCCACCCGUGCCACCUCGGACUCCUCUUCAGGUAGUACCUCUGGCAGCGCGGCAGCAGAAGUCAAGCCGAAGAGAAAGAAGACCAAGAAGCCUGUGGUUGCCGCCGCGUCUGAAAGCGGAGAGAGUGCAAGUGACGACGAUGCCAGCGAGGCGAGCGCUUCGGGCAGUGAGGCAAAGCCCAAGAAGAGGACAACCAAGAAGACGAGGAAGCCGGUCGUAGCUGCUGCGUCGACGUCUGAAUCCGAGGAUGCCUCGACGUCUGAAUCCGAGGAUGCUUCGGGCAGUGAGGCAAAGCCUAAGAAGAAGACAACCAAGAAGACUAGAAGGCCGGUAGCAGCUGCUGCAUCGACGUCUGAAUCGGAGGAUGCUUCGGGCAGCUCGGACGAGUCGGGAAGCGACGAUCUGUCGGAUCUGCUCGGCAGCUCGGCGGGUUCCGGAAGCGAAGAUGACAUGUCGGCCCUUCUCGGUAGCGCGGGAGGUUCCGGGACUGACGACGCCUUAUCAGCUCUGCUGGGGUCGGGAGUCGGUGGCUCGGGUAGUAUGCUUAGUUUCGAAGACUUUAUGAAGAAUUACGGUAGCAUGUUCGGUUCGGGAAGUAGUGCUGUCGACCUGUUCGGAGACCCGAGCACGCCCCAGAACAACACGAUUGACGACGAAGAUAUCAUCCUCGGCGAACUGUACGGUGGCAAGGAGCACGGCGACGCCUUCUCGGACAUCAGGAACAUCAAGUUUGGUCAGAUGAUCCUGAACAUUACAGUUCGCGGUCAAGAGCGCGUGGAUUCCAUUGGUAUUACAGUGAUGACUCAAGAAGCUGUUGGUAACCUUGUGCACGGUGGUGAAGGUGGUACCGAAGGAUUCAUUGAACCGGAGAUGGGUGACACUAUUGAUACCGUCGAAGUACACUGGGACAAGAACAAGGGCAAGACGUGCAUCUUCUACCUCAAGAUGGCGACUUCUGGCGGUAAGACGAUUGCGACGGGAACGAAGACGGCCAACAGCGCCGUCAUCAAGCCGCCCAAGGGCUACCAGCUUGCUGGAUUCCAUGGUCGUGCCAGUAGUUCUGGUAUCUUUUGUAUUGGUGGAAUCUUCACCAAGCAAGACGCGACGGAUCUCGCAGUCACGGACGUGAUGGCCAUCUCCAGUAAGGGCUCUCCUGAUAUCUACAACUACGACACCACCAUUCGUAACUGGGUGGGACCUCUAGAGACAGCGAGUGACAACGCCUGUUACCAGAAGAGAGUCGACGUCAGCAGCAAGGGAAUGUGUCCGUCGGGUUUCAACAAGGACGACGACAGGUGCAUCACCCAAUGUCCUCUCAACUACCCCAUUGACUGCUUGAUGGAGUGCAUGCCUCAAAACAGUGACUGCACCCAGUUGAUUGUCGCUAAGGUUUCCGCCGUCGUUGCUGUCGCUUUAAAUGCCGCUACGAUGGGUAUCUUCGGUACGCUGGUGGCUGCCUACAGAACCGCUAACUUUGCUCUCACCUGCGCCAUCAACGUUGUGAACGCUGUCAAGUCGCUGAUUUACUACCUGCGUUACAAGCAGACCUUGAUCCCGACUACGGACACGGAGAAGUUGAUGGACAAGGCGUUCCAGCUGCAGAUUGUCAUUCUUGACUUGCCUCUGGCUAUCUGUUCUUGCCUGGGCAUCAAGAUUCCUCCUAAGCUCCAGUUCUCGGCUACCAUUCUGGCUGUCGUGUCGGCCAUUGUCAUGAUGGCUGUCAUGGUCGGUGAGGCCCUCUUCGCGUCGUCGAACAACGUCAUGCUCAUGCUUCGUGAGUCGGGCGCUUUUAACACUUCUGCUCUGAACGGAGACACCAUUGAGCUUGAUACGUUCCUCAACACCAAGAACGGCACGUGUGGUUACGAGAUGAGAACUCUCACUAACCGCGUCAUGGGCAAGGUCUACGAAAUCCGUAACAACACGCCGAAUGCUGAUGCCGAUGAUGUACGUGUUGAGGUGAGCAAGUCGUCCAUCAUUACGGAUGACAUCCCCAUUGUGACCAACCACUGCAUGGGUGAUAUCUGGACCAACAAGACGGGCGCGUCGUCGUACAAGACGCGCAACCUGCUGCGUAAGACCCUCAGUGUAAUUGUUGACCAGCUCGUUGAGGACGGUACGACCGAUAUGGGUAAGCAUGUGACCAAGAAGGAGAAGGCUCUCGAAUACUCGAAUAUGGGUCUUUUCGUGCUGUCCAUGUUCGAUCCGACGGGUAUUGCCUGGAUGGCUUCCGAGUUCGUGCAGCCCAUUUGUGGACCCACUGAGUACCUGGGUGAGAUCGAUGAUGGUACGCUGUACGACGCUCUGGGUCUAAACACGGUCGACCAGGCGUUCCUGGGAAGCUACGGUGUGUGGAAGAAGAAGGGUGAUGGCUCCGUCACGGUUUACUUCGAGAGUGUUGACAAGUUCCCUGUGUCUGUGGUGAUCACGUCCGGUGGUGACAAGCUCAAGGAGGUCAAGGUGCCUGCUAACGGCAACGUCACGUGGACAUCUACGGUGGAGGAGCUUGGUGACAAGACUCUUUACCUUGACCGCUGGCGUCCUGGUCUCUUUGGCCUGCCUGGUACGGGCGGUGGUUCGCUACUGAUGUGGAUCCCGCGAUCGUCUGAGGGUGGCCAGCUUGUUCUUCAUGCUCGCUUGAAUGUUAGCUAA